Acaulospora morrowiae is the source of this 657-nucleotide messenger RNA. The record is from the annotation of a GenBank genome assembly. NCBI's taxonomy places the organism in Eukaryota, Fungi, Glomeromycota, Glomeromycetes, Diversisporales, Acaulosporaceae.
AUGGUUAAACAUACGGUUAUUGCCCGCAUUUCCGAUGGUCUCCCGUUGGCUGCCUCAGUUGAUGACGAUCAGAACGGAGAGACAGAACUUGUGGAUAUUAAAAACAAGACAAAACUUCUCUUCAAAAAAAUGAACGAAAAUUCCGAAGAACGAUGUUCCAUUGAGUCCGGAAAUUAUUACUUUCAUUACCUGAUCCAGAAUGGCGUUUGCUACAUGACAAUCUGCGAACGGUCGUACCCUCGCCAGUUCGCGUUCAGCUACCUCGAAGAGCUUGCAAAGGAAUUUUCGAUGAGUUACGGGAACGAGGUUGAAAAGACGAAUUUGAGACCAUAUGCAUUUGUCAAAUUUGAUACCUUCAUGCAAAAGACCAAAAAGUUGUAUCAGAAUACGCGAACACAAACUAAUCUCGAUCGAUUAAAUACCGAGUUGAAUGAGGUAGCCAAUAUCAUGACCAAAAAUCUGGAGAAUGUUUUGUGGCGUGGCGAAGGGUUGGAAAAAAUGAGUUCUCUAUCCGAUCAACUUCGCUACGAAUCGCAGAAAUAUAAAAAGUCCGCGCGAGACCUCAAUUGGCAACUUUUUUAUCGCAAAUAUGGACCCAUAAUAGUUGUGGUCGCGGUUUUCAUGUUUGUAAUCUACUGGCGAUUCUUUUGGUAUUAG